Messenger RNA from Odontomachus brunneus, 3219 nucleotides. It is a transcript of the gene Chd64, whose product is annotated as myophilin. The record is from RefSeq and is a predicted model, not a curated record. NCBI's taxonomy places the organism in Eukaryota, Metazoa, Arthropoda, Insecta, Hymenoptera, Formicidae. The coding region runs from base 145 to 711 and encodes 188 amino acids. Gene Ontology annotation, molecular function: protein binding. The transcript has 4 exons.
UGGUCGCGGUUCCCUUCCAGUUGAGUCGCGUCCGUCGAAGUGUGAGCUUCGUCUUGUCACGACCUGCUGCCCGAGAGAUCCCGCGGAUUCUCGAACGCGCGCCUCUGUGUCAUCGUGUGAAACACAGCCGGAAGCGAGGAGACAAUGGCCUGCAACAGAGCCGCCAAGUCCGGAUUUGCCGCCGAGGCGCAGAGAAAGAUCAAUAGCAAGUACAGCGAGGAACUGGCUCAGGAAUGUCUGGAAUGGAUCAAAGCGAUCACCGGCGAAAACAUAAAUACGAACGGCGACAUGGACAACUUCUACGAGAUCCUGAAGGACGGCACUAUGCUGUGCAGAUUGGUGAACGACAUCAAAGAGGGCUCGGUGAAGAAGAUUAACAAAACGUCGUUGGCGUUCAAAUGCAUGGAGAAUAUAAAUGCCUUCCUGGAGGCUGCGAAGGCACUGGGCGUUCCGGCGCAAGAGACCUUCCAGACGGUGGACCUCUGGGAAAGGCAGAAUCUGAAUUCCGUUGUUAUUUGCUUACAAUCUCUCGGAAGAAAGGCGGGCAAUUACGGCAAACCAAGUAUCGGUCCUAAAGAAGCGGAUAAGAACGUACGCAAUUUCACGGAAGAACAACUGAGGGCCGGUCAAGGUGUGAUAAGUCUACAAUACGGCAGCAAUAAGGGCGCCAACCAGAGCGGCAUCAAUUUCGGAAACACCAGACACAUGUAAACAUCCUCCUCCGCAUCCUUUCGCCGUGGCAAAUCGCUUUAUUCUCAUCUGUCCUCUGUUCCCGUGUCCACACAACUACUUUAGAAAUAUAUAUACGUACAUAUAUGUGUAUGUAUAGCGUAUUGCAUAAUAUAUGUUCAUCGAGGUCCAAGAUAUAACGAACGAUAUAUAAGGCAUCUUUGCCACAACAAGGGACAAAACGAUACAAGGCACGAGACUUUCUCAAAUAGAGAAGUGACGUAAGAGAUAACUUAAAAGAACGACUUGAAUAAAACUAUACUUAGGUUGUGUAACUAGUAUGAACUAUUUAAUUUAACUUGUUCUCGGUAUCUUGCGUCACUUUUACUUCACGCAAUGAUUCGGAAUAAACGUUGUUGAUGAUGUCAUACUUGUCGUCAAAGUGUGAUAAAGUAAAACAGCGUAUCCUACGAAAGAGAUCUACGUAGGUUUUGUAUACCGUUUCCUGGUUUACACACUCGAGGAGGGAGAGCCAUCUUCUUACAUAUGUAAUGUACGUAUACUCGUUUGCACAACAGUUUUUGCACACGUUUCUUUUUUUCCGAUGAAAUUAGGAGCGCAUCAAAUGGACACGAUUGCAAACUACUCAUAAGCUUGCGUGAUGAUCGGUUACAACGAAGAUCGAAUGACAGUAUAUAGUGUAAAUAGUAAUAUUCUCACUUAAUAUUAUUUAUCUAAUACAUACCAUGUAUAUUGUAUAUCAUCUAUAUUGUACCAAUAGAAAGAUGAAAGAUAAAUAGAUGAAAGUAUUUACACUUUUCCUGAAUCUCCUCUGUUACAGUUGUGAUAUUUCGUAUACUAUCACUUCGGAUCUUGUUGUGCAAACGAGUGUAUAACGCUUGAAUCGUUGUACCGAACGAUUUGCGAUGUAUGUUGCGACUACGUAGUUCUCAGGACAGGAAUACGCAAAACAUUCUUACGUUACAAAAGAACAAAGACAACGUGUAUGUGUGUAUGUGUGUGUGUGUGUGUGUGUAUGUAUGUAUGUAUGUGAGAAGCACUAGCUUGGAUAGCCGCUGUCACAUUUGUUAAAUGUUACAAAGUAUAUAUAUCGUAUGACAACGUGCAUUAAUAGUUUCAACAUGCGCCUACACUCACAACAGUCAUAUUUCUCUAUUAUAUUUAAGAUACUUUUAUCGUUUUACAUGGUCAAUAAUAUGAUUAGACUGCUUUAUUCUAUGAAAGGAUGAGAAAUAGUCGAUGAACUGCGUGUCAUGGUAUCUUGCGAAUGCGGCCGCACCAUUAAUACAAAUCAAAACACACAGAUCGACAUAAUAGCCUUAAUACGCAAUAUAACUGGAUUCAUAAUAAUAAUAAUUAAAAGGCUCUUAGAUGCACAAUCAUGCGUAAAUAAGUAGGGUCUAUAAGAGCUGAGCGCUGGGAAGAAAUGCGCAUUUAUUCAAACUUACAAUUAGGAACAAAAAUUGUGCGCUGGAUGUAAUUGUACUUUUAUGAGAACCGCAGUCAAAAAAUACAAACAAACUUAACAGGGUAUCGUAACAUAUCCAAGGGCACUAUUCUUAAUAAAUUAGAUGAAAAUGAAUGAUGUUAUGGACGGAAUGGAAAGAGAGCUUUCGCAAUUUACUAGACUGGGACACGAACCCGGAAUAACGGUUCCGAGUUCGUGUCCCGGUCUAGUAAAUUGCGAAAGCUCUCUUUCCAUUCUGUCCAUAACCUCCUUCAUUUUCAUCUAAUUUAUUAAUAGUCCUGUUUGAUGCCCUGUUAAGUUUGUUUGUAUUUUUUGACUGCGGUUCUCAUAAAAGUACAAUUACAUCCAGCGCACAAUUUUUGUUCCUAAUUGUAAGUUUGAAUAAAUGCCUCCCAGCACUCAACUCUUAUAGGCCCUACUUAUUUACGCAUGAUAAUUAGAUUACUAAUAUUUUUUAAUCGUACACAUUUGUUGCUAAACAUUAACGCAAAACUAUCAUAGUAAGAAAUUGUUUUGUCAAAUUGUUCUCGCUUCUCAACAAUCGGACGUUAUGUAUGCUAUACUACUUUUUAGAUCGAAAACUACACGAUUUUCUUACAACAUAUAAGAUUGAAGAUUGCAUAAGCAAUUCUAGUUACAAUAGUUCUAAUUAUAAUGGUUUCGAUUUUAUGUUCAUAUGUUGAAAUCGUGUAAUUCUCGAUAAGAAAUGGUACGAGAUUCGUGAUGUCAUAAUCUACAAAUAAUAAUGCGUGGAUCUAAACAAUUCUAAUAACUUAAUUGCAUUAAGACUAUUAUGCCAAUCUGUCAGUCUACAACAAAUAGCCACCAAACUCCAGCUAGUUGCUGCAAUGGAACAUCUUCUGAGUUACAGUGUAACCAAAUUGUCUUACAAAUUUUUAUGUUGCACGUGAGAUAAUAAUUAUUAUGAUAAAAUAUAUAAUAAAUGAUAUAUAUAAUUAUAUUAAGUAUUUUGUACAAAUAUAUAUUGAUGGUUAGAAGAAAUAUAAUUUUUCAUAAUGUAUAAUGUGGUAUGAGUUAAUAAAUAAUGCAUCAACAAGUGA